Messenger RNA from Arabidopsis lyrata subsp. lyrata, 1518 nucleotides. RefSeq names its product hemK methyltransferase family member 2. Lineage: Eukaryota; Viridiplantae; Streptophyta; Magnoliopsida; Brassicales; Brassicaceae. The coding region runs from base 496 to 1332 and encodes 278 amino acids. The transcript has 4 exons. Gene Ontology annotation, cellular component: eRF1 methyltransferase complex. The record is from RefSeq and is a predicted model, not a curated record. Gene Ontology annotation, biological process: methylation. Gene Ontology annotation, molecular function: S-adenosylmethionine-dependent methyltransferase activity; protein methyltransferase activity; nucleic acid binding.
UAAUUGAUGCAUGGGAAGAUUCAAAGAUUCCAUUACACUCUUUUUGUAACUUACGGGGCUAAAGUGAAAACUAUUGAAACUUGAAGGCAUGAUUUCAAUAUUCCAAAUUUCCACUUUCUUUUUCUCCUCCGCCGUAGCCGGUGGUUCUUCAUGAAAUCUAUCGUCUGAGAUUUUUUCUCUACUAGUUGAAUAAUAUUGAAGAUUUCGAAGACUACCCAAUACCGCGUUUCACGAAAAGCCAGAUUCUUUAUCUUCCCUAAUCGUAUUAAAGCUACGAAACCCUAGAUUUCGUGUUCAAAACUCGGAUUUGUUCGCUAUCGAAAGUAUUAUAGCUUAGAGGAAAAAGUGUCAUUAUUUUGGAAGAUGAACCCUUUUGCAUGAUGAAGCUAUCUAGUUAAACCUUAUAACUCUGAACCUUGACGCCUCUCUUCCUUCGAAGUCACUUCCAUCAAUCGAUUUAGGAACUAUUGCAUGAACCCAGAAGCGGAUUGACGAAUGGCUGAUCAAGGCUUGGAAGGGAGUAAUCCUGUGGACCUUAGCAAGCAUCCUUCAGGGAUUGUUCCUACUCCUCAUAGUCCAGUCAUUUACAAGAUGCCACCAAGAAUUGCUGCCAUCCGUCUUGUAAGCUCUCAUCGUGAGGUCUACGAACCAUGUGAUGAUUCAUUUGCACUAGUUGAUGCAUUACUCGCUGAUCGCACCAACCUGAUAGAGCACAACCCUAAGAUUUGUAUGGAGAUUGGAUGCGGAAGCGGGUAUGUCAUAACUUCACUUAUACUUCUUCUUAAAAACGAAGUUCCUGGUGUUCAUUAUCUCGCCACUGACACAAACCCGAUAGCUACAAGAGUGACAAAAGAAACUCUACAAGCACAUGGAGUCGAUGCUGAUGUCAUCUGCGCAGAUAUAGCUUCAGUUCUAGAGAAGAGACUUUCUGGCUCAGUCGACGUGAUUGUGGUGAAUCCACCUUAUGUGCCAACACCGGAAUAUGAAGUUGGAAUGGAAGGUAUUGCCUCUGCUUGGGCUGGAGGGGAAAAUGGCCGGACAGUUAUCGAUAAAAUCUUGCCUGUGGUUGAUCUUUUGCUUUCGGAGAAAGGUUGGUUCUACUUAGUGACAUUGACUUCAAAUUUCCCAGCAGAGAUUUGUCUGAUGAUGAGAAAGAAAGGUUAUGCGUCGAGAAUCGUGGUUCAGAGAUCAACAGAAGAGGAGAAUCUCGUUAUCCUUAAGUUCUGGAGAGACAAGGAUGAGGAGAGUGAGGAGAAGGAGACAUCAUCAUCAUCGUUUGUUUCGCAGUUUUCGAAAUCUUUAUCAUCACUUAUGGAGAAACAAUGGCGUUGAUACUGCAAAGCAUUCUUUGUUUAACCGAGAACUCUCUAGUGUUUUACUUUUUUUUUUGAAAAUCACGUUGUGUUGGUCUAGUGAUAUGAUUUAGUGAGGUUAUUGAUUAGUGGAUUUUAACUGAUGUGAAAUUUCAAACAAAAAUCAUACAAGGUCACUGAAUACAAAAUCAUGUCGUACUCAUUU